CCUUCCGCAGUGAUGAUCUGGAAACUGUGGUUCUAGUGAAUCCAACAAAAGAGUCUGCACACAGAGAGGUCGUCUCUCUUCUCACUGACUCGUCUCGGUGGAAGCUCUUGGUGCUGAGCGGCCAAAGUUCAGAGCGCGGACAGGUGCAACUACAGACAGGUGCCAUCGGGGGGCGGAGCCUCAGGACGCUCCUGCACUCACCUGAGGUGAGCGAGGUUCUGUGUGAAUCUUCUGUUCCGGUGACGUUCUCCGUCUGCGCUCCGUCCGACCCUGAGUGGUCGUCUCUGCUGCAGAACACGGACGCUCUCUCGUCUCACGUGGAGCUCCGCCUCAUCUCCGACGCGGCGUCUCCUCCGACCGCCGACAUGGACGCCGUGAGCGAGUUCACGGAGUACGUCUCGGAAACCGUCGACGUUCCGUCUCCGUUCGAGCUCCUGGAGCCUCCCAACUCCGGCGGUUUCCUGAAGCUGUCCAAACCGUGCUGCUACAUCUUCCCCGGCGGCCGCGGUGACUCCGCCCUCUUCGCCGUAAACGGAUUUAACAUCCUGGUGGACGGCGGCUCCGAUCGGAAAUCCUGUUUCUGGAAACUGGUGCGUCACUUGGACCGGAUCGACUCGGUGCUGCUCACGCACAUCGGCGCCGACAACCUCCCGGGAAUCAACGGGCUUUUCCAGAGGAAGAUCGCCGAGAAAGAGGAGGAGGAGAAGAACCAGGGCAACAACGGCGACUGGACCAAGAACCUGAUCUCCCCGGAGCUCGGCAUCGUCUUCUUCAACGUCCCCGAGAAACUGCGCGCCGCCGAGUCGGCGCUGAAGGCCAAACGUAGCAUAGAGGAGGCGUCGCUAACGCUGCAGUAUCUGAGUAAACUCGGAAUCACGCCGGAACCGCUCCACCGCGUCGUCAGCAACACCAUCGAGCCCAUCACGCUCUUCCACAAACUGGGCGUGGGGAAACUGGACAUGUACGUGCUGAACCCGGUGAAGGAGAGCAAAGAGAUGCAGUUCCUGAUGCAGAAGUGGGCGGGGAACAGUAAAGCCAAGACCGGGAUCACGCUGCCCAACGGGAAAGAGGCCGAGAUCUCCGUCCCGUACUUGACUUCCGUGACGGCGCUCAUCGUCUGGAUCCCGCACAAACCCACGGAAAAGAUCGUGCGCGUGCUUUUCCCCGGAAACGCGCCGCAAAACAAAAUCUUCGAAGGUCUGGAGAAGCUCAAACAUCUGGACUUCCUGAGAUUUCCGGUGGCGACGCAAAAAGACAUCGCAAGCGGCGCUCCUCCUCCCAUCCUCAAACAAACCAAGAUGCGCUCGCGGACGGACAGCAAGGAGAGCCUGAAGUCCUCGCCAAAACCCAAACCCAAGAAGGAUUCCACGAGCCACGAGGAGGAGAAGGAAGUGAAGCCGGAGAUCGCCAAGGAAAACAAAGUGGAGAAGAAGGACAAACCGAGCACCAAAGCCAGUAAACAGAAGAAGAACACGGAGGUGGAGAAAAGCAAGAUCGCUAAAGAGAAAAGCGAAAAGAAAAAGGACGAAGAGAAACCGAAAAAAGACGAAGAGAAGCCGAAAAAGAAGGACGACGACAAGAACAAGAAGGACAAAGAGGAGAAGAAAGACAAAGUGAAGAAAGAGGUGAAAAAGAAAGUGAAAGACGAGAAGAAACCAGAGCUUCGGAAAAUCACCAAACCAGACCUGAAACCGCUGACUCCCGAGGUGAGGAAGACUCUGCACAAGGCCAAGACUCAGGCCAAACCCAAAACCGACAAAAACAAAACGGCGAAGGAGGACGGGGUCGAGAAGAAAGUGAUCAAAAAGAAGAAGAAGGUGACGGAGGAGGUGACAGAGGAGGUGCAGAAGGCGACGGAGGUGACGGUGGAUCGGUCCGUGGUUUCCUCCCCCGAAGAUCUCACCCAAGACUUUGAGGCGCUGAAGCAGGAGGAGGGAAAACCGUCCGCCGCCGUCUGCAAACAAGAGAGUCCGAAAAUGGAGGAGAAGGAGGAGAAGAAAGAGGAGGAGCAGAGAAAGGAGGAGAAGAGAGACGAGGACGAGAAAAAGGAGGGGAAGUUUGUGAAGAAGAGCGAGAGUUCAGAGGAUGAAGACGUGAUCGAGAAAGCGGAGGUGGAGGGGACGGAGGAGGCGGAGCUGCUCAAAGGGAAAACCGAGGAGAAGGAGCUGAAGUCAGAGCAGUUUUCCUACAUCCAAGACGAAACUAUUCCGGGUUAUUCCGAAACCGAGCAGACGAUCUCGGACGAGGAGGAGAUCCACGAGGAGACGGAGGACAGGAUCCUGAGCUACGACGUCGGAGAUGUUUGCGUUCCGGACAUUCCAGGAAGUUUCGACUCGAUCCACGGCGUCAAGGAGCUGAAGGACGCCAAGCCCAAAGCGUUCCCGUUUCAGGAGGCGGAGCUGGCGCCGUACCCCGUGGUCAUCUCGGCGCCGUUAGCGGAGGAGGAGCACGUUUCCUCAGCGACGUCGAUCACGGAGUACGACAAACUCUCGUCCUUUGCCACCGAGGACCAGUCGUACAUCGCCGCGACGCAACAAACCGAAAUGAACAACCAGCUCGCCAAAUCCGCCCUCGCCAAAGACUACCUGCACUCCGCCGGGACCAUCUCGCCGACCUCCUCCUUAGAAGACGACAAAUGCUUCAAGUCUCCUUCGUCGGACGAGCCCGCGGUGCCGGAGAUGGACACCAGGGGGCGAGAGGAGGAGGAGGACGAGGAGGAGGAAGACGAGACUCCCAACGUGGACAUUCCUCUGGGGAAACUGCAGGAAGGAUACGAGCUGAAGACCAAACAGGAGCAGGAGGCGAAACCGGCUCUGACGCCCAAGUCUGUGGAGGAGGAGGGCUUCCCGCUCAAAACGCAAAAAGACGAGAUAUUCACCGCGAAAACAGACAAACUCGGCGAUUUCUCCUUCAAACUGGACAAAGACAUCGCAGCGAAGACGAGUCCGCCGCUAAAACCACCAGAGCCUCAGACAUUUACGUCAAAACUACCAGAGAAACCAGAACCUCUCCCUCCAAAAGUCGACGAUUUCACGCCGAAACCGAAAGAAGACAGUUCAGCUUCGAAAUUAGACGCAGAAUCUAGUUUGAAGAAAGACGAUAUUUUCACGACAAAACAGGACAAAGACGCCUUCAAACCGAGUUCUCCUCCAAAACUCGACGACUUUUUAUCAAAAUCUAAAGAAGAAAAGGAAAAAGUAGAUGAUUUUUCAGAAAAACUGGAUCAGAGCAAACCCGUCUCUCCUCCGAAGUACGAAGCAGAGCAAAGUUUCGCACCAACGGCAGCGAAGACGGACAUUUCCAAACCGUCUUCUCCUCCCAAACAACCAGAGUCCAGUUUUCCUUUGAAAUUUGACGAUUUUAAACCAAAACAAGACAAAGAGGACGUCACGAAACCCGCCUCUCCUCCUAAAUAUGAACUAGAGCAAAGUUUCACGCAGAAAUUCAAUGAUUUUAAAGCAAAAUCUGAAAAAGAAGAAUUCGCAAAACCAGGUUCACCCCCAAAAUACGAAGCUGUAGAGAAACCGCCUUCUCCCAAACAACCGGAGCAAAGUUUCCCGUCCAAAUUCGACGACUUUAAACCAAAACAGGAAAAAGAAGACGUCUCCAAACCACCGUCUCCUCCAAAAUAUGAACUAGAGCAAAGUUUCACUCAGAAAUUUGAUGAUUUUAAAACUAAAUCUGAAAAAGACGACAUCCUGAAACCGUCUUCUCCUCCUAAACAAGCGGAGACAACGUUCCCAAUGAAAACCGAAGAUUUCAAACCAAAACAAGAGAAAGACGACGCAGCCAAACCAGAGUCGCCCCCGAAAUAUGAACCCACCAAGUUUGAAGAUUUUAAAACGAAAGAUGAAUUUUCAAAACCGGAUUCUUCUAAAUUUGACACACAGCAACAGAAAACGCCAGACUUUGCCUCCAAACCUCAACAGGAAGUGGGUUUUCCUCCUGGAUCUCCUCCGGUGACUGAAUCCAAACCCAGAUCUCCGGGUUCUCCUUCGAUUCCGGGUCUGGACCUGAGACGCGACAGCGACGAUCGCUGCGUGAGCCCGGACGAAAGCACCGUCAAACUCACCUCUCCCACCGAAGAAAAAACCAUCGGCAAAAGCGAAAUGGAGAAAGGCGAAAAGUCCGUCACCAUCUCCGAGAACACGUCCUACAUCGGGACGUUCGAAGCUUCUGGAGAGUCGGAGUCAGAGGAGGAAGAGGAGGAGGAGGAGGAGGAGGAGGAGGAAUACUUCGACAAAAAGGAGCUACAGCCGACCGUCAAAGCCAAACUCAUGGAGGCCAAAGAGGGAUGCUUCCUGGACGACGACUUCAGCGCAAAGAAGGAAAAAACGCAGAAAUAUUCCGACGAGGAAGACGAGAAAAAGGACGAUGUGGUCGAGAGCGAAAACAAAAAAGACGAGGAGAAAAGCGUUCAUUUUGGAGCUUGUGAUUUCCCGGAGAAAGAGAAAAAGACGGAGGUGUACACGCGUCAGGACACGCCGUACGUCCACGGGAAAACCUUCAGCUACGGCUCCGUGGAGUCGGACUCGUUCAGGCAAGAAUCCGACGGAAAACACGAAGCGAAAAAAGACGACAACAAAGACUACGAGGAGGUCCGGGUGAGGAGCUUCCCGUCCGUGGCCGACAGACCCGAACUGUCCGCCACGUCGCUCAGCUCGGACAAAACCGAACGAUUCCAGCAAAGUUUGGAAGUGGAUUUACGGAAAUUAACCGCGAAAGACGAGGAAGAUUAUGACGAUGUGGAGACGGAAUCUGAGGAAGAGGAGACGGAGGAGGAGACGGAGGAGGAGGACGUGGAGAAAGGAGCUAAAGAAAUGUCGGAAAAAGAAGUGAAAAGCGAGUCCAAAAGUCCCUCUCCGACCGGAUUUGACCCCAGCAGACCCGAGUUUAUCCUUUCAUUCGUGGGAUACGGAUACAACAGCCAAGGACGAGUGGAACCAGAGGAGAAAGCCGACACCAACAAAGAGAAAGACGAGAAAACGUCCGAUAAAAGUCAAACCCAAAAGGAAGUGGAGUUCAUGAGUAAAAGUGAAGUGUCUCUAACGCACGAAACUCAACUCAAAGAUGCCACGAAACCCGACGGGAAAACUUCUGCGUCUCCGACCAAAGACGAGUCAAAGGAGAAAAGCACGACGCAAACUUCAACCAAACCACAAAUCUCUCCAACGUUUGAAAAAGAAAAACCAGAAUCUCCAUUUAAAGACAGAUCGCCGGAGAAGACGAGGACAGACGAUAAAGACGAUUUCAGUUUCAGAGCAGCGGGAAAAACUGUCACUUCUGGAUUUGGAAUUUCAGAUAAAUUUGACCAAAAAUCUGAACGAGAAUUUUCAAGUCACAGCGGAUUCUCGUCCACGUUUGAAUAUUCGUACAAAGACUCGAGAGCUGAAGAGAGUAAACCUGUAGAACCAUUUAAAUCUGAAAAAGACGACAAGGAAAAAGCUGAAUUUGGACUCAAAGAAACCGGGAAGGCUGCAGAUUUUGAUAAAUAUUCAACAGAUAAAUUUGGAUUUUUGCAAGAGAAAAAAGAAACUGAAACCAAACCAGACUCUAGUGUGAAAUCUUCCGUCUCCUCGGGCUUCACUUCUUCUUUACCUUUUGAGUUUGACAAGAAAUCGGAAGAAAAAGACGAUUUCGACACAGAGUUUCACAAACAGAAAACGCCAGAGAGCAAAACGACGUUAGACUCCAGUUUUCCGUAUCCGUCAAGCGCGGCGUACUCUUCGUCCUCCGCGUACAGCUACUCCUCCUCCACCUCCGGCUCCCUCUCCAUGACGACCAGCCGACAGUUCGCCGAAGACCUGGAGACCCCUGCGUCCGAAUCGCCGACGUCCGAGCGCGUUAAGGACGAUUAUCUGGAGGUUUUGGAAGAGACGAAGUCCUCGGCACAAAGCGCUCAGGCCGGGAAGGAGGCGCAAGGAAAAUCCGAGUGUUUCUACAAACCUGAAAAGACGGAGGAGUUUGGUCUAUACACAUCGGAAUCCUCCAAAGAAAGGUUCGGAAUGCCGUCGAUGGAAAGUAGCGGAUUUGGAGCGACAUCGAAAUCAAAAAUAGGAGAGUAUGGACUUUAUACCGCAGACGUAUCGCAGGAAAAAUACGGAGGAUUUCCAAAAUUUUCACCUGAUGAUGUACAGAGGGAUAAAGAAAUGUGUAAAGAACAGUACGGACCGUUUGGAGCCGCGGCGAAAGACUUCGGAGCUAAAGAAUCUUCGCUGGAAAAAAGCGGGAUUUACUCAGAAAUGAAAGCGGAUGGAUUUGUGCAGAUCUCCUCGGAGAAGGAGGCGGCGAGUGCGGCUCUCUUUGGAAUCACAUCAUCCCCGAGGCCUGAAACCGAAGGGAAGCACUAUUUCGAGGAGACAGACACGAGCGAGGAAGAAGAGGAGGAGGCUGAAGACGCGUACAUGAGAGAAAUCAUCCACAAAACCAGCCCAGGAGCGGCGAAGGAAACCACCGUCAGCGCGGAGAAGGUGGAACUCAGCUCCUCCAAAACCACAGAACCGACCAAACCGGACGCCAAAGAGCUGAAGACCUCCGCGGGGUUCGAGUGGGAGAUGAAGUCCAAGUCUGGGAUGAUGGUUCCCGGAGACUCGCCUCCUCAUUACCGACAGGAGUUUGAAGAGGAGGUGGAGAUGGAGCCGGAGCAUCCCGCCAGGCCGCUGUCCCUCUCCAAAACAGAAGGCGGCGCUUCGUACGUCGGCGCGCAGAAAGCCUCGCCCCCGAGCUUCGGCGACCGCCAGUCCCCGUCGUACUUCUCUGCCGACGUGCCUCAGAGCAAACAGGAGCUGAGCCUGAGCUUCGGUGAGAAGAAGGACCUCGGCAAAGACACCGCCGAGUAUUUCGGUCGCCACGACAGCGACGACGAGGAGUGUAAACUCGGAGCGGCGUCCAGUCGGAAGUCGCCCGGAUACUCGGCGAAACACGACCUCUCGCCGUCCUUCAUCAACCCGAGCAUGAGGGCGUUUGUGAGCGACGAAGAGGACGACGAGGAGGAAGAGGAGGGGCCGGCCAGCAUCAAGACGCCGCAGGAGCGCAGCAGCGGCGGCGGCGGCGGCGGCGGCGGCGGGUGUCUGCUCGCCAACGAGGACACGCCCCCCACCUCCGACGAAUCCGGAAACUCCGAUUCCAACGCCGAGUCGGAGGACGAGGAGUACAUUUCCGACCGACCUGUCGCCCCGCCCCCCCACCCCGACGUCUGCAUGGUCGACCCCGCCUCCUGCCCCCCCGACGCCGACCUCAAGAAGCCCGACGACGACAAGGCCAAAGCCAAGAAGAAGAAGCUGACGAAGGGCUCGGUCAAGUCCAGCUCGUCUCCAGCGCGGCGGAAGAAGUCACCGAUGCCCCGAAGCGCCGCCUCCACCAAGAAGAAAGAUCUGGAGAAAAGCUCGAGGGCGUCCAGGACCUCAGACCGAGACGACGAAAUGUCCAGGGCCUCGUCCACACUCAACAAGAACAAGACCAGUUCUCAGCGCUCGGUCACCGGUCCGUCUCUGGGUUCCGGUCCGGCCUCUGGGUUCCCGGUCUACGUGGACCUGGCGUACGUCCCGAACCACUGCAGCGCCAAGAACGUGGAUCAGGAGUUCUUCCGGCGCGUGCGGGCGGCGUACUACGUGGUGAGCGGCAACGACUCUGCCAGCGGAGAACCCAGCCGAGGAGUCCUGGACGCUCUGCUGGAGGCCAAGGCCAGCUGGGGCUCCAACCUGCAGGUGACGCUGAUCCCGACCCACGACACGGACGUGACUCGUGACUGGUACCAGCAGAGUCACCAGGUCCAGACCGACCUCAACGUGAUGGUCCUGGCCUCCAGCUCCACCGUGGUCAUGCAGGACGAGAGCUUCCCCGCCUGCAAGAUCGAGUUUUAGAGACACGUCUCACCAGAACCUACAGGAACCUACAGAGGAACUUACAAGAACCUACAGAGGAACCCACAGAUGAGAGCUUCCCCGUUUGCAAGAUCGAGUUCUAGAAAUGUCUCCAAGAAGAACACACCAGAACAGACAAAAACUCACAGGAACCUAAAAGAACCAGAGGAACAUGUGGGAUGAGAACCUCCUCACCUGCAACAUCAAGUCUAGAGAUGAACAAUCAGAACCUACAACAACAACAACAACAACAGACAAGAACCUUCAAGAACACAGACCCCUUUUCCACCAAACCUGGUCUGGUUCUGACUCAGCACCAAACGCAGCCGGGCCCAAGAGGAGAAGCAGAUCUGGAGAAAAACAAACAUUAAAAAUACAUUAUUAUUGUCCGCACCAAAUGUUAUGAACGUAGAACCAAGUCAGACUGAGCCGAAACACAGAAGAACCUAGAGGAGUCAGGAGAAAAACACCCAGACCAGAACCAGAACCAGCCCCUUGGUGGAAAAGAGGUCUAGAGAAACCUCCAGUCAGAACAGAGAACAAACAACAACCUACAAGAACUUACAAUAACCUACAGGAACCCACAGGAACCUACAAUAACCCACAGGAACCCACAGGAACCUACAAGAACCUACAAGAACCUACAAGAAUCUACAGGAACCUACAAGAACCUACAAUAACCCACAGGAACCUACAGGAACCUACAAGAAUCUACAGGAACCUACAAGAACCUACAAUAACCCACAGGAACCUACAGGAACCUACAAGAACUACACCUCCUGAUGAGAGCUUCCCUGGUCCCUUCCUCCUCGAUUAAACAGAACCUGGGCCGUUCUGGACCAGAAGAUGAACUUUGCCGACCACAGGAAACCAAACGUCCAACCAAAGCUCCACCAGAACUGGAGCCAGAUCUGAAAAACACCCAAGUAUAAGCCAUCCUCAACCUCCAGCUGCCAGGACCAUGGACUGGACCGUGGACCGGACCAUGGACCAAGAACCAGACUCAGACCUCAGACCCGAUCGGACUAAAGUUUAAAAUGAUGCGACAAACGACCUGAACCAGAACUGAAUCCUCCUCCUGCCUUUAACCUCGAACCAAACCGGACCAGAACAAGACCAGAGUGAACCAAACCAGACUGAACCGGGUCAGACUGGCUGAACCGGACCUGACGG
Messenger RNA from Boleophthalmus pectinirostris (great blue-spotted mudskipper), 9035 nucleotides. It is a transcript of the gene map1aa, whose product is annotated as microtubule-associated protein 1Aa. Gene Ontology annotation, cellular component: neuronal cell body; microtubule; dendrite. The record is from RefSeq and is a predicted model, not a curated record. The coding region runs from base 366 to 7862 and encodes 2498 amino acids. Gene Ontology annotation, molecular function: actin binding; microtubule binding. The transcript has 8 exons. NCBI's taxonomy places the organism in Eukaryota, Metazoa, Chordata, Actinopteri, Gobiiformes, Gobiidae. Gene Ontology annotation, biological process: dendrite development; axonogenesis; microtubule cytoskeleton organization.